GAACCCUUUCUGAGGCAGCUUCAGGAAUUUUUUUUUUUUCUCUUUCACUCUUUCUCUCACACUCAUAUUACUCUUCCAACUAAUUUUUUAUUAAAACAAAAAAAGAGAAAGAAAGAAGGAUUUAUAUCAAAGAGUGGAUGGAAUUAUAUUCAAGUAUUAUAAUUUCAUGUCACCCGUUUAUGGAACUUUACCUUCUUUGAUGAAUGUAGAAAAACAGUCGAAAGUCAAGAACGAAAUCAACACCAUGAAACAAGAACAAGAAGAACCACUGGCGACAACAACUUCAACAGCAAUAUCUGCAACCAGUUUAACAUCAACAUUUGAAUCAGAAUUUGUCAUCCAUCGCCAAGCCAUUAAAACCGGUGAUUAUGAUAAAGCAAUUCAAAGCUUUGUUUCCCUACAAGCUAGUAGUAUGGACAACUCGAUCUUUCAAGAUUAUCUAAUAGAAAUAGCCAACAACAUUCAUCCUUCAAGAGAUACUGAAUUAUCUGGAUUCUUUGCAGCUUUACCAUGUCUAUUACAAUCUAAUAUCAUUGGCUAUGCAAAAGACCGAUUACAAUCUUCGAAAGAUUUAAAGGCAUUUCAAGUACUUUUUGACUAUAUCAAGGCUUAUCCUCGACAUGCAUACAAAUAUAUGAUGGAAGCCAUUUGUAUCCUAAUUCAAUUCACUCAAAUUGGAAGUCCAGACGACCGAGAAAAAUGCUCUCAUCUCUUAGUAACUGAUCUUCUUCCUCGAUUAUGCAAACAACGAUUACAAUUAACAUGCUCAGAAUAUCAAUCUUCAGUGAAAUCAACUGAUAGCAAACAUUAUAUCAUCAUACCAUAUACUUUAUAUGAAACGUAUAUUUCAAUUGGACAACAAUAUUAUAUUGGAAAACGACAAUGGGACGAACUUGCCAAAUUUACAUGCAUGAUGAUCUCUAGCUGUGGGUAUGAUGGAUUCGAUCAAUUACAUGCAGUAUCACAUACCAUUCGAUUUCAGUAUCUCAAAGAAAAUCGAUUAAAAGUCCGUAUUGAUGAUGAUAUUAUUACCUCAACUGAUAAUCGAACCAUACCUGAUGACGACGAAGCACGACAGUUGAAGAUAUCAGCAACUUUGAUGUGUGAAUAUAUGGCGGUAGUAUCUCAAUUUGUUAGUUUUGGAUACGAUUAUUACAAAGCAGUAUGUGGAGAAAAUGAAAUUCAUUCGUCAUCCUCAUCGACUUUGGAGAAGAGUUGUUUGAUUCCUAUCUGUUCUUUCCAGCCAUCAGCAAAAAGUACAAGUGGGAAUAAUCGAAAUGUGAAUAUCAACUCGAAUGACAAUAGUUUUAACAAGUCAACAACAACAGCAACAACAACUCCAAUAUCUCCUUCAUUGACAGACCUUACUCAUGGAAAUCAAAAACGACCUUUGGAAGCAUCUAUUGAAAGUGAAAACGGUACACAGCGUCAGAAGAAAGUGAAAUUGGAUAUGGCUACUCAUGUGGAUGAUCGCGGACAAGGAUUAUUUUCGGAUUGUUUAAAAGGCGUAGAUCAAGCAUUACAAAUUCUUAGUAAGGCAGCAGACUGUCUUCGUCAUUUGGUACAAUUGUGGCAAUGGGCGACAUUGAAUUCAACAAAACAUGAUUGGGCCGAUCAACUGAAAUCUUGGGAAGCAGAACUGAACCGUAUUAUCGAUGAAUAUCGCUUACCAUUUGAUACCAAGAAUGCUAUUUUACUUUUACAGAGUGACCUUGCCUUGUCUUCGCCAUCUGUCCCUGGAAACCUUGCUAAAGCAUUGGAAUUAUCACAAACCAUUUGUGAUAGAAUCGAAGUGGAACGUCGUAAAGGUCAAAAAUCAACUAGAAAUAAGGACGACUCCCCCGAAUUGAAUAUUCCAUUCAUGUUUGCGUUUCGUGUCCUUUACAAUAUUGCAGUGAUUUAUCUACUAGUUGGAAGUAUUCAGGAAUCGACUUUAGAAAUUGCCAUCAUCUUAUCCGUAUUCCCUAUUCCUAUUGAAUUGGAUGAAAAAGCCUUUAUAGCGGACGAAUUAGAUUGUAAUACCGUAACAACUGUGUUUCAAGAUCAUGAAUUUGGCCUUAUGCGGGUGAAUCAAGUUGGAUUGGUGACUCGAUGUAUCAAACACUUAGUGGUUAGUCUGGAUAAUGAAUCAGAACAAAAAGGUGGUAUGGCGUCUAUUGAUGCUGCAAUGCGAUGGGAUGAAAAAGCGGGAAAUAUGAUUGUAUUGAUGCAAUAUGGCUGGCCCUAUUGGAGAUCAAGAACUGGCAUGUGGAAUAAAAUUAUACAGCGUAUUCAAGAAAAACGAAUAUUUAAAAACAGAGAAUUUUUGGAAUAUGUCUAUGUGGAAGAUAUUCUCAAAGUGAUUCAAUCCAUCCAUGAUUCAGAAUCUGCCAUUCUAGAUAUUAUACCCCCAGAAUUCGCUUUACGUGCAAGUUAUCGACAUUUGGUGGCACCACAUACCGGAUCAACAAUACCACCAUCAAAUGAACAAGAUAAUCGACAAAAAUCCAAUACAUCGACAACGACAGAAACAAAGAAAGAUCAUGAUGAAGAUGACGAUGACGAUAAAGAUAGUACCAUCACUAGUACGACUACUUCAACAACUGGUGUGGCAAGAUUAGCGCCCCCACCUACAUAUCAACCUUCAUUUGCUAAUCGAGUAUUACCGAGUAUGUCAAUGUCACCUUCAUGGUAUGCAGCAUCUACACAGAAAAAUGAUUAUACAAGUUGGAUGUCGCCUUCAUUUUACUAUAGUCGACCAGCAACAUCCGUGGUAUUACCAAAAAAGCAAAAGGAACGCAAUGAAAGGAUGGAAUAUCAGCAACAAGAAGGAGAAGAAAUUGGCAAACAAGAACAUUCAAAUAAACAUAGAUUGAAUCAUGAGAAAGGACAAGAAUUGGAACGUGGAAUAUCAGAAUUACCAUCAUUUACACCACGAGAUAUUGUAUCAAGAUGUUUGGAUUAUCGACUACAACGAUAUUCACCCAAGGUCACACCACAACGAAUGCGGCAUGUAUUACAAAAGUUUUUGAAGAACAUGGUUCUAAAAGGAAAUGAUGAAUCUUAGUGAAAUAAUUAUUAUACCUUGUUUUGAUUUAUUUAUUUACUAGAAUAUUUUUUUUUUUUUUUACAAAAUAAAAGAAAUAAAAU
Messenger RNA from Halteromyces radiatus, 3129 nucleotides. RefSeq lists its product as uncharacterized. Bases 167 to 3046 code for a protein of 959 amino acids. The record is from RefSeq and is a predicted model, not a curated record. The transcript is spliced from 12 exons. Lineage: Eukaryota; Fungi; Mucoromycota; Mucoromycetes; Mucorales; Cunninghamellaceae.